UCUGUAUCAACUCGUGCAUCGUUCAUCCUGGACGGAAGCUAGCAAAGAGGCUCACGUACGCACGCACGCAUACAGCUGGCUAUUCAGCGAUCGAUUCUCAGGACAGCCACUCCAGCCAGCAUGAUCGCCGCACUUGCUUCCAGGCGGGCCGUCCCCGUCGCCGCUCGCGCCCUCCGCCAGCCGCAGAUGCAGGCGAGGCGUGCGAUGCACAUCGAGAACACGGCUGAGACGGUGAUGCCAUUCAAGCAGGGCCCAUCCGUCAAGGUCCCGAUCGCCGUCUGCCUCACCCUCUUCUUGGCCGGCGGCUUUUCACUGCCCUUCAUCGCUGCUCGCUUCCAGAUGUGAGUCCUUCGUUCUUGGCACAUGUUGCUCACCCAUCCCAUUUCUUGUGCUCCGAUGUGUGCUUCACAUGCUGAUUUGCAUUUAAACUUGCCUGCGCAUCUCUUCGCCAUAUAUUCACAGGAAGAAGUCGGCCGGUGCAUGAAGGCCCCACAUGUAAACCUUUUCGAACGCAUCGAAUAUCAUACAUGCUGGACACGCCGUUGCAGAUCGCCAAGAAUGAGUUGAUGAUGUUCUAGAGGCUUCUUGCGUACAAAGGUG
Molecule: messenger RNA, 600 nt
Organism: Tilletiaria anomala UBC 951
Lineage: Eukaryota; Fungi; Basidiomycota; Exobasidiomycetes; Georgefischeriales; Tilletiariaceae
Exons: 2
Coding region: 121-345 (74 amino acids)
Biological process (GO): mitochondrial electron transport, cytochrome c to oxygen
Source: RefSeq, a predicted model, not a curated record